Molecule: messenger RNA, 3647 nt
Organism: Oreochromis niloticus (Nile tilapia)
Lineage: Eukaryota; Metazoa; Chordata; Actinopteri; Cichliformes; Cichlidae
Gene: irx4a
Product: iroquois homeobox 4a
Exons: 6
Coding region: 769-2139 (456 amino acids)
Biological process (GO): regulation of transcription by RNA polymerase II; cell development; neuron differentiation
Cellular component (GO): nucleus
Molecular function (GO): DNA-binding transcription factor activity, RNA polymerase II-specific; RNA polymerase II cis-regulatory region sequence-specific DNA binding
Source: RefSeq, a predicted model, not a curated record
AAUUAAUCUCCAGGACAUAUUCGUGUUCAUAAAAGUACUCCGUGCCUUUUACUCUAUUAAACAUUUCCUAUUUCGAUCGUGCUUUCAGUUUUUUUUUUUUCUCGUCAUCCUGAGAAAGAAAAUGCAUAUUAAAGUUACAGUCUGGUCAUUUUUAGAGUGGGAAAAUUCUGACGUCACAGUCACCGGCGUUUAAAACAACCUGCCUCUGCUGCUGACGUCUUUUAUACUACUUUUUAUAGGCAAAAAUAUGUAUCUGACAACAAAGUGAUUAUUCUUGGCAAAGAAGCUCGUGUUGCCCUAAUGCGUUUAUUUAUUGUUAGUGGAGUUUUAAAAAAGGAAAAGGAGAGGUUUGAUUAGGUGGUUUAGUUAAUGCAGUUUAAAGUCGUUUGAGUGGGGGCUUUUUACAAAUUAAACAUGCUACUCUGCUUCGCCCUAUAAGCAUCCUAGGAGCCUGUGCUUACCAAUCAAUUGGUACAGUCAAACAGAGCCGCAGCCUGCGUUAGAGUGGAGACCUUCAGUCUCGCUUUAUUUCUGGAUAUUGGGGGACUUCUCUACCAUGUCAUAUCCACAAUUUGGAUAUCCCUAUUCGUCUGCUCCACAACCAAGAUUCCGUGAGACUUUUAAUGUUCUUUCGGGCAUCGGAAAGGUAUUGCAUUGCAACCAGUCGUACCUGUGUAGCUAAACCGAGAAAGAAAGGGGGUGAAAAGAAGGUAACCAGAAACCAUCGAGACCCCCGACCUCCUGUUCACUGACUUCUGUAAGUUCCUGAUGACAACUAACUCUCUGACCACUUGCUGCGAGUCCACCGGCAGAACCAUAGCCGACUCCGGAGUAGCGGCUUCCGGACAGACACCUGUCUACUGUCCCGUGUAUGAGAGCCGGCUGCUGGCCACGGCGAGACACGAGCUGAGCUCAGCCGCUGCGCUGGGAGUGUACGGGAGCCCGUACACCAGCGGUCAAGGCUAUGGGAAUUACGUUACAUAUGGCACGGACGCCUCCGCUUUCUACUCACUGGGUACAUUUGAUACUAAAGAUGCCACAGCUUCUGCGCAUGCGGGAAUAACCCAGGCCACAGCUUACUACCCCUAUGAUCCUACCUUGGGGCAGUAUCAGUAUGACAGAUAUGGCUCCAUGGAUGGGGGAACAAGGCGAAAGAAUGCUACACGAGAGACGACCAGCACGCUGAAGGCCUGGCUACAGGAGCACAGGAAGAACCCAUAUCCGACUAAAGGAGAGAAGAUCAUGCUGGCCAUUAUCACUAAAAUGACCCUGACGCAGGUCUCCACCUGGUUCGCAAAUGCUAGAAGGAGGCUCAAGAAGGAGAACAAGAUGACAUGGCCGCCGAGAAACAAGGGCUCAGAGGAGAAAAGAUACGACGAUGAUGAGGAUGGGUCUCAGGAGGAGCAGAUAAAAAGCGAGAACAAUGACGAUGAGACCAGAAGCCGGCCCGACAAGGACCUCCAGUUGAGCGACUUGGACGAUUUCGACACGCUGGAGUCCGAAAGCUCAGAGUGUGAGCUGAAGCACCGAUAUCACAUGAACACACACAUGACCACAACGACAACCGACUGCCCAGGCGAACACCUCCUCAAGGACGCGUCUCUGAAACUCUCCAUCCCCGUUUCUCUCGGAGAGGAGCAGGACUUGAGCAAGAGUUGUCUAAAAACGAAUCAAAACGACGGCUUCCAGUCGGACAGCAGACAGCAGGAAAAGGCGUGCUAUAAUCAGCAGCAAGGGCACCAGAUAUUAGACGACAAACCUCGGAUCUGGUCUUUGGCGCAGACCGCGACGUCUCUGAACCAAACUGAGUACCCAUCCUGUAUGCUGAGGUGCCAGCCCCCGCCCUCCUCCCUCACCCCGUCCCCCGCCGCUACCUCACCCGUGACCGGCCUGGACAGGCAGGACUCGCCGGUCACAACCCUGAGAAACUGGGUGGACGGGGUUUUCCACGACCCCUUGUUCAGGCACAGCACUUUGAGCCAAGCCCUGACCAACACCACCGUCUCUUGGACCACGAACACCAAAGGCACAAUUCUGGAGGCUGAGAGAAGCACGUCGGCCUUGCAGCAGCAUCAAAACUCCUCCAAAGACAGUGCCAUGAGUUUUCCAAAAACUAUCAAUAAACUUUUCUGCUCCUAACAAAACCAAAUGAUCCUUUAUUGCAAAGAGAGUGGAAGACUUUUUGUGACUAAAACUCGGAUGGACGAAAAAAGAAAAGAAAAGAGAGAACUAUUGCGUGUCUAUGAUUCCCUUGUUAUGUUUUAUUCUUUAUUAAAACAGUUGUAGCCAUAAACUGUUACACUCGAGUUACAGAAGGGAAACAUUUCGAUUCAACGCACGCACAAAAAUGUAUAACAAAGUUUACAUCUUGGGAGAAAAACAACAACAAAAAAAUGUAGGCCUAAGCUUUUUCCUUUUAAUUUUUUUCUUUAAUAUAUGCGCAUGCUAAUGUAAUUGAAUAUUAUUUAGGUCUCAGCAGCUGAGUAUCACCAAUAAAAGAAAAAAAAAGUCUCACUAAUGCACUGCUCUCCUUGGGAGUGGAUGAGAGCGUUUCAACUUUGUUCACUGAAAAAUAAAAACAGUCGGUUUCUGAAGAGCUCUUGUGAUGUCGGGUUAAUGAUGGGAGUUGCUGUCUAUGGUGCUGAAACAGGCCGUUCCCCCUCUGCUCUACUUUUGCGUUUGCUUUUAUCUAAAACAAUGACUUCACCCUUUCCCCGUAUUAUGGGGCCUGCUGCAAGGCUGAGGGGAGAAAACAUUUUUAAAAGCAUCCUGCAGUUUAAAACAGCACUCCCAUCACUCCUAAACCAUAAAAUACUCUCACGAUCUAACAUCUCACACCCUCUUUUUUCCCCAGAAAACACUCACUCUUGUGCAAUGACGGGAAGAAAAUGAGGCAGCUCAUCCCCACAAGACAGAACAAUAUCAGUAUCUAAGAUCUGCCUCAUUAAUUCCCUCUAAACAGGCUGUAAUUGGGAUGUUCACAGUCAUAUCUCAUGUCGGGCUAUUGAUUUCCCCUCUCUGCUCUCUGAUAAUAUUAUCGAAAUAUCUCAACAUCUUCCAUGAUGCGGCUGUCAGAAGGGUAAGUUAUUCGCCAUACGUCCGUUAAUGGGUUCAAAACGGAGGCCCCGUGAAAUAAUUUUGAAGUGAGGAGUUUUCGCCUUGACACUAACCCCUCAAUUUUCCUGGAGACGGGGGUGGGGGGUCCGGCAGAAAAACAGCGCGGAUGCUGAUUCCUCCGCUGAAAAGUGAAAGGGCUUUUACGAAAGAGGCACUCACGUCGUCUGGAAGUGAAAAGGGCAAAGGAACUCGAAUUAGUUGUUGUAGAUAAAAGGGCAAAAAGAAAGGAGUCAAGGGUACUUGACAGUAAUGGCGAAAGUGGAGCUCUCCGGGGACUCUGUCCUGUGAGGAGGGAGUGGGGUGUGGUGGUGGUGUGGAGGGGCUUCGGUGAUGAAUUUUAAUGGGAAAAGCACCAACGAUCGAGAUCACCCCCGCCCUCCCUGCGCCCCUUUAAAAGAAAGUGCAACGGUGGACAAAAGAAAUUUUCUAUAUAACGCUUGUAUUUUUUAUUUAUUUAUUUAUUUUCUUUCUUUCUUGGGCCGAAAAAAAACCUUGCCUGCAGCAUUUCGAGUAGCAACGUUGACAUAACC